Molecule: messenger RNA, 2346 nt
Organism: Populus nigra (black poplar)
Lineage: Eukaryota; Viridiplantae; Streptophyta; Magnoliopsida; Malpighiales; Salicaceae
Product: pentatricopeptide repeat-containing protein At1g10910, chloroplastic-like
Exons: 10
Coding region: 59-2086 (675 amino acids)
Molecular function (GO): protein binding
Source: RefSeq, a predicted model, not a curated record
UCGAGAAAAGAAAAAUAAAUAAAUAGAAAAUUCCUUUGCUGCCUCGGGCGAAUCCAGAAUGGAGUUAUCAACUGUCACCACCUGCACAGGAUUUCACCAUAACCUCACCCGCUCAAAAGCCUUAUCUUUUCCAUUAAUUCCCAGCGUAUCCACCACCAGCAGCUGCCAACGCACUUCUGCUGCUGCGGCAACAUCACUUGUCAAUGAACCUACAACAUCACUUGUCAAUGAACCUUGUAAUGAUGACUCACAACCGGCAACAACUACAAGAAGAAGACCAAAAGGUGGCGCUGUUGAUGCUCAAAGGCGUCAGUCUAAGUCAUACAUGUCUAGAAAAGCUGCUAUUCUUGAAGUUCAACAAUCCCCUCAUUUGGAUUCUGCUCUUCAAAGAUUAGGAGGGAUGUUGAAGGUGCAAGACUUGAAUAUCAUUUUGCGGAGUUUUGGGGAGCAAUGCAGAUGGCAGGAUCUUUCUCAGCUCUUUGAUUGGAUGCAACGGCACAACAAAAUCAGUGCUUCAUCUUAUAGCAGUUAUAUAAAGUUCAUGGGGACAAGUCUUAACCCGGCAAAGGCACUAGAAAUAUACAACAGCAUUCCUGAUGAAUCAACAAAAACUAAUGUCUUCAUAUGUAAUUCACUUCUUAGAUGCCUGGUCAGGAAUACCAAGUUCGAUAGCAGCAUGAAAUUCUUUCAUAAGAUGAAGAACAAUGGUCUAACACCAGAUGCUAUUACAUACAGUACGCUGCUUGCUGGGUGCAUGAAAAUCAAAGAUGGGUAUUCUAAGGCAUUGGAUCUGGUUCAGGAACUGAAUUAUAAUGGACUGCAGAUGGACAGCAUAAUGUAUGGGACACUUUUGGCAGUUUGUGCUUCAAAUAAUCGGUGUGAAGAAGCACAAAGCUACUUUAACCAGAUGAAGGAUGAGGGUCAUUCGCCUAAUAUAUUUCAUUAUAGCUCGUUACUCAAUGCAUACUCUUCUGAUGGAAACUACAAGAAGGCUGAAGAGUUGGUGCAGGACAUGAAAUCUUCAGGGUUAGUACCAAAUAAGGUAAUAUUGACAACUCUGUUAAAGGUAUAUGUAAGAGGAGGCUUGUUUGAAAAAUCCAGAGACCUUCUGGUAGAACUGGAUACCUUGGGCUUUGCAAAAGAUGAGAUGCCCUAUUGUUUAUUGAUGGAUGGCCUUGCUAAGAAUGGGCUCUUAGAUGAAGCAAGAUCAGUUUUCAAUGAAAUGAAGGAAAAACGUGUUAAAUCUGGUGGCUAUUCGUACAGUAUCAUGAUUUCAUCAUUUUGCCGAGGUGGCCUUUUUGAAGAGGCAAAGGAGUUGGCGGAGGAGUUUGAAGCCAAGUAUGAUAAAUAUGACGUAGUUAUAUUAAAUACAAUUCUUUGUGCCUACUGUAGAACUGGUGAAAAAGAGAAUGUGAUGCGAACAAUGAGGAAAAUGGAUGAAUUGGCGAUCAGUCCUGACUAUAAUACUUUCCAUAUUCUUAUCAAGUAUUUUUUUAAGGAGAAGUUAUAUAUGCUUGCUUACCAGACCAUGGAAGACAUGCAUAGGAAAGGCCAUCAACCUAUGGAGGAGCUUUGUUCCUCAUUGAUUCUUCAUCUUGGUAAAAUUAAAGCCCAUGCAGAAGUCUUUUCUGUUUACAGUAUGUUGAAGUCUAGCAAAAGGACAAUGUCUAAAGCCUUUCAUGAGGAUAUUUUACACAUUCUUAUUGCUGGAAGGCUUCUCAAAGAUGCUUAUGUAGUAGUUAAGGAUAAUGCAGAAUUGAUCUCUCCAGCUGCAAUUAAGAAGUUUGCAAGCUCAUUUGUGAAGCUUGGUGACAUCAAUUUGAUAAAUGAUGUUAUGAAGGUUAUUCAUGGUUCUGGAUACAAGAUUGAUCAGGAACUAUUUCAGAUGGCUGUGUCACGUUACAUUGCUGAACCUGAAAAGGACUUGCUUAUACAAUUGCUACAAUGGAUGCCAGGCCAAGGUUAUGUUGUUGAUUCCUCAACAAGAAACCUGAUCCUUAAGAACUCACACUUAUUUGGUCGCCAGCUCAUUGCUGAGAUCCUGUCCAAGCAGCACAUGACGUCAAAAGCCUUGAAAUCUCAGUAGACGAAGGAAAACUAGUCUAGAACGAAAGGAGGUUUAGGGUAACCCAACUAUCCUUUUCUAGCAUUUUUAACCAAGUGGGUUACACUUUCCCUCUCCAUCUUUUGUGUAGAACUGUUCUUACUCCAUGGAUAUCUUAUAGAUCUGACUAUACAUGCAUGUGACCAGAUUUAUAAAUUUUCCUGUUUUGAUGUAGCGAGUAAUCAUCACCAUCAAAAGGAAAAAAAAAAGCUAAUUAGUGAUCCUGAUUCUAUUUGACAACA